This is a messenger RNA of Saccharomycodes ludwigii, 2097 nucleotides long. RefSeq names its product SulP family inorganic anion transporter. Gene Ontology annotation, molecular function: sulfate transmembrane transporter activity. The record is from RefSeq and is a predicted model, not a curated record. The transcript has a single exon. Gene Ontology annotation, cellular component: membrane. Lineage: Eukaryota; Fungi; Ascomycota; Saccharomycetes; Saccharomycodales; Saccharomycodaceae. Gene Ontology annotation, biological process: transmembrane transport. Bases 1 to 2097 code for a protein of 698 amino acids.
AUGUCGUCAGCAAACACUAAACCAUUUAUCAACAGAACAAACAGUACUUCAUCUUUAAGAUCAUAUAGGACUAUUCCAAACAUCACCUACAGUGGAUCUUCAGAGGGUAUAGUGGCUGGUAUUCCUAAUACUAAUUCCUUUCAAAGUCACCAUAGCGAAUCCAAAUUAGAUCACAUAGCAUAUUAUCUCCCACUUUUCAAAUGGUUACCGAAAUAUAACAAACAAAAAUUAUCAAGAGAUAUAAUUAGUGGUAUUACUUUGACUUCUUUUCAAAUUCCGUUAGCCAUUUCUUUAUCUACAUUGGCCAAUUUACCACCAACAUCUGGUCUCUUUUCUUUAAUUAUCCCUCCUGUAGUUUAUAGUAUAUUGGGAACAUUACCGCCCAUGGUUAUUGGUCCACAAACUGUUGCAUCAAUGAUAAUUGGUCAUGUUAUUGAAUCGGAUACUUCCAUAAAACAUGAUAUUGUAGCUAAAAUCUCAAUUUCAAGCAUCUGUGUUUGUUUAAGUGGUGGUAUGUUGUUAGGCUUAGGGUUAGCCAAAUACGGAUUUAUUGAUAACGCUAUGUCUAAAUCUUUCCAAAGAGGGUUUAUUUCAAGUUUGGCUGUUAUAGUGCUAAUUUCAUCACUCUUAAACAUUUUUGGGUUAAACGAAAAAUAUUUAGAAGAAAACGGAAAUGGAAAGGUCAACGAUCAUAAUACUGGUUGGAAUAAAUUGGUGUUUAUAUUUGAUAAUUUAGAUCAAAUUGAUAUGUUUUCUACAAAAAUUUCAAUCGUUACAAUGCUGAUACUAUUGGGUGCGAAAUAUUUUAAACAAAUUUUUAUUGGUAAAUACCCAAAGCUAAUUUUUGUGCCUGAGAUUUUAAUAAUUGUCUUAAUUUCUACGCUAUUAUGCUACAAUUUUCAUUGGAACUCAAAACUAAAAAUCGUUGGAGAAUUGUUUAACGCAAACAAACUACAAAUUAAAUGGCCACUAACAAAUCUAGACCAAUUUAAAGAACAUUUUCAAACCUCCAUAGUAAUUACAGUAAUAGGGAUUUUUGAAACUGCAACUUCCUAUAAGACAGUCACCGAAUCCUCGUCAAUCGCAGUUUCUUCAAAUAGAGAAUUUAUUGCUGUUGGUAUAUCUAAUUUGCUCUGUUGUUUAUUUGGAUCCUUGCCUGCGUAUGGUGGAUAUGGUAGAACUAAAUUAAAUAUUUUAAGCGGUUGUAGUACUCCAAUGUCAGGUGUUAUAACAUCAUGCUUUUCCCUACUUAUCAUGCUUUUUUUUUUAAAUUGGUUUCAUUAUUUACCACAAUGUACGCUAUCGUGCAUAAUAAUGUUAAUUUCGGUGACCUUAUUAGAAGAAUUGCCACGUGAUCUAAUGCUUUAUUGGAAAUGCCAGGGUUACCCUGAGAUUUUAAUGGUUUUUGUCAUUGUAACGGGUACACUAGUUUGGUCGCCUUCAUUUGGGAUUAGCUGUGGUUUAGGGUUGACUAUUAUCCAAUUAGUUAAACAAAUAACUAAAUCUCGUAUUACUGUUUUGGGCAAAGAUCCAAUAUCUAAUCAAUUUAAACCAAUAAUACUAUACAAUACUCCAACUAAUACCAGAACUGUCAAUAACAAAUUGGAAUUUGAAAAAAUUAUGAUUGUAGAAGCCCCAGAACUUUUGAUUUUCACCAAUAUAACAGAUUUUAAGAGAAGGUUACUCAGCUUAGAAAAAUAUGGACCCAUAGAUAAUAUUCCUUUACUGCAGCCACGGUCAUCCACAAUACUAACUCUACAGCCAUUGAAAUUUUUAAUUAUUAAUCUAGAAAAUGUGUCCUUGAUUGAUAUAUCCGCAUUACAGUCUUUAAAAAUGAUCGUAGGUUCUUACAACAAAAGAGAAAUUUUUGUAUUUUUUACCAACUCUAUUAAAUUGCAAAAUUUACAAGAGAGAUUCAUUGAAUGUGGUAUUACCGCUGAGCAAAAAACAUUAUUAGAUAAAUGGUGUAUGGACAAGAGCAUUGACGUUGCUCUACGAGAAAUUAUGUACAAACCAUUAUUUAGCUCUAUACACGAAGUUAUUGAUUGCAUCGAUUAUAUGGAAUAUAUAAAUGAGCACUUUGAUAUAACAGUGUAA